Strigops habroptila (Kakapo) is the source of this 1432-nucleotide messenger RNA. RefSeq names its product collagen type XXIII alpha 1 chain (gene COL23A1). The transcript has 26 exons. Bases 1 to 1404 code for a protein of 467 amino acids. Lineage: Eukaryota; Metazoa; Chordata; Aves; Psittaciformes; Psittacidae. The record is from RefSeq and is a predicted model, not a curated record.
AUGAGCGCGGGCAGCGGAGCCGCGGCGGGUACCGCCACCUCCGCCCUCUGCCUGCUCCUCUCGCUCACCGCUGUGGCCGUGUGCCUGCUGCUGGGCGCCAAGACGGCGGAGCUGCAGGGCAGGCUGGCCGCCCUGGAGGAGCGCGGCCCCGGGCCGCUGCUGGACGCGCUGCAGCCCCGUGUGGAGCAGCUCUUCCGAGAGAAACUGGGUGAAGGACUGGCAAAGCUGCGGACGGCAAGAGAGGCUCCGUCAGACUGCAUGUGCCCCCCAGGCCCUCCAGGGAGGCGAGGGAAGCCCGGUCGGCGCGGAGAACCAGGACCUGCAGGGCAGUCAGGACGUGAUGGUUACCCGGGGCCUCUUGGUUUGGAUGGCAAACCAGGACCUCCAGGACCAAAAGGGGAAAAGGGUGAAGCAGGGGACAUCGGCCCAAGGGGUCUCAAAGGCGAGCCGGGAGAGGAAGGCCUCGUGGGUGCCAGGGGACCUCCAGGACCAAAGGGUGAGCCUGGUAUCCAAGGGAAAAAGGGUGAUGAUGGGAUCCCUGGGGAACCAGGACUUAUGGGCCCUAAGGGAGAAAAAGGAAGCGUGGGUCCCAAGGGAGAGAAUGGCACAGAUGGCUUGCCAGGACCCAAGGGUGAACCUGGUGAGAAGGGAGGAGUUGGCUCCAUCGGACCCCGGGGUCCCCCUGGUCUGAAAGGGGAACAGGGUGACACUGUAGUGAUCGACUAUGAUGGCCGAAUCCUGGAUGCUCUCAAGGGUUCACCAGGUCCCCCAGGGCCACCGGGCCCCCAAGGUGCUCCAGGUCCAAAGGGAGAGCUGGGCUUGCCGGGUCCGCCUGGGCUGGAUGGUGAAAAGGGUCCCAAAGGAGCGAAGGGUGACCAGGGCAGCACGGGGAUCACAGGACAGAAAGGAGAGACAGGAGAAAUGGGCUUAGCGGGUCCACCGGGAGCAGAAGGACCAAAAGGAGACAAAGGAGAUAAAGGGGACACCGGGUCACCGUGUUUGCAGAACAAUCAUAUCAUACCCGAGCCUGGACCCCCCGGAUUACCCGGCCCUAUGGGUCCUCCAGGAAUCCAGGGGCCUAAAGGCUUGGAUGGUGCGAAGGGAGAAAAAGGUGACAGUGGUGAGAAGGGCGACCACGGCCACACUGGACCCGCUGGUCUCCCAGGUGCUCCAGGGCUCAUCGGCCUACCCGGUACCAAAGGAGAGAAGGGAAAACCAGGGGAGCCAGGAUUGGAUGGUUUCCCAGGUCUCAGAGGAGAGAAAGGAGAGCGAAGUGAAAGAGGCGAGAAGGGUGAGCGAGGAAUACCGGGCAGAAAAGGAGCCAAAGGGCAGAAGGGGGAACCAGGCCCCCCCGGACUGGAUCAGCCUUGCCCCGUGGUAUGUCCUUUAUUUCAGCCACCCUAAGCACGCGCUGCCGGGAUGGAUAAGGAGA